Anneissia japonica is the source of this 4068-nucleotide messenger RNA. RefSeq names its product tripartite motif-containing protein 2-like. The record is from RefSeq and is a predicted model, not a curated record. NCBI's taxonomy places the organism in Eukaryota, Metazoa, Echinodermata, Crinoidea, Comatulida, Comatulidae. Bases 427 to 2571 code for a protein of 714 amino acids. Gene Ontology annotation, biological process: positive regulation of DNA-templated transcription. Gene Ontology annotation, molecular function: zinc ion binding; ubiquitin-protein transferase activity. Gene Ontology annotation, cellular component: chromatin; nucleoplasm. The transcript is spliced from 2 exons.
UAUAUACAAAGAGGUGAACAUAUAUUAUCAAAUACAAAAUGAUAAAAUCUAGUGAGUACCAAGAGAAAGCAAACUUUGUAAAACAAUUAUGCGUUAUACAACGUUGAAAAAUAACUGAAAAUAAACAACUUAGAUUUAAGGACAAAGAUAAAUUGUACAUAGCUAUGAAAAGUUAUCCAACAUUAAACAUAUGUUAAAAUAUCAUUUAGACUGUUUUGAAUAGUAAGGGCUAAUGAGGACAUGGCAGUCCUUGAACUUGGAGUUUGUUUCAUUAGAUAACAACGUGAGCGUUGUAUUUCCAGCGUCACUGUCUAUCUGAACAAAUCGGAAGUCAAUAGUUAUAAACUAUCAUACCGUCACUUACGUCUAGGUCUUAUUGCUGGUAGCAGGCGAAACGUCAAGUACAUAGUCAAAGAUACAUACAAAAUGGCUGAAAACAAGAAAGGUCAGUAUGAUGAUGAAGAAAAGUUGCUGGAAUGCUCCAUUUGCCUCAACAAACUCAAACAGCCUAAAACCUUAAACUGUCUACAUAGCUUUUGUAUGCAGUGUUUAAGAAGCUUGCUCAAGGAAAAAGAUGACUUGAUUUGCCCAACAUGCCUAAAACCAUGUCCCAUUCCAGAGGGCGGACUCCUGGAGCUACAACCAAACGCCUUCAUUAACAACUUAUUAGAAGCAUUCGAAAUGAUUGGGGAAGGAGACAACAUGGAAUGUAGCUGUGAAAAAGAUAAAAAGGCAUCACAUUAUUGCCCGGAAUGCAAACAGUACAUCUGCUCCACUUGCUUUGACAAUCACAAGAGAUUUCCCGCUCUUAAAAGUCACAAAUUACACUCAAUAGAAGAUGUGCAAUCUAUGACACCAUUACAGUUUUCAUCGUUACAUCGCCAACAAUGUGCCCUACACAAUGAAAUUUUGAAGUUCUACUGCAAAUGUUGUGAGACUGUAGUAUGUAUGCACUGUGCAAUUACUGACCACUGUGACGGAAAUCAUAAGCUAAUUAGUAUACACGAAGCAUUCAAUGACUUCGAAAUGACUGCAAUUAAAGUGAAGGAAGCUUCUAAUGAAUACAAUACCAUAAUGCAAGAUGGCCUCAAAAAUGCUUUUCAUAAUGAUUCAAAAUUAUGUAAAAAUAAAAAGAAUUGCUUGAGAGAUAUUGAAAAUCAUGUACAAAAAAUGGUUAAAAUCAUUAAGAAACAAGAAGAACAAUUAAAAGAAAAAGUAGAAAAAGAACAUGAAAAGAAGAAAAAAGAAAAUGAUGCCCAAAUUCGUAAGUUUAAAGCAUCAAUAUCUGAUGUAGAAACAAAAAUGAAUUUUCUUAGUAAGUUAUUGAGAAGUGAUGCAGCAACAGCUUUGCAGUCAAAUCAAACCAUUAUUACAGCAUUGAAAAAAAUAAUUCAGCCAGAAACAUAUGCAAUGGAUAAUAAAGAUAAAAUGAAUAAUGCAAAAAUUCACUUCUUUCAAAACAAACAAUUAUUUAGUGAAUUAUUACAGCAAGAAAUUGGAAACGUGAGUGGGAAAAAUGUUGCAGGCUGUUUGAGAAUAGAGAAUGGGACAAAAAUAUAUGCUACAAGAGGCCAAAACCUAGCUGUCAAAAUAAUUAUAUCAGAUACAUGUAAAAUAAAUGUACAUCAACUGAAGGCAACGUUGGCAAAAUGUAAAGAAACAAAGGUGAUUCACAUGAUAGAGGAAAGUGAUGGAAAUUUUGUUAUAAAAGAAGUUUUAGAUAGUAUCGGUGACUACAUCUUAGAUGUUUGUAUUAAUGGUGAACCAAUCAAACAAUCUCCAAUGAUGAUAAAUGUAAUAAAAGAAGGCUUAGUAAAGACUAUCAAAGUAGAUAAAAAUGUCACUGAUGUUGCAUGGUGUAAACAAGAUAGCUGCUUACUAGUUUCAUUUUGCAAAGGUGAAAUUUACAAGUAUAAGCAAUCGGGAGAAUACAUUGGUAAGAUAUCACUAUCAAAAGGUGUGAGGGUAAUUAGAAUGUGUAUAAUGAAAAAUGGUAACUUAGCAUUCAGUGAUGAUGGUGAUGAUCAAUGCAUCAAAAUAUGCACAAUGAAUGGUAAUGUAGUUAUGAAAAUCGGAAAGGGAGUUUUAAAUCGUCCAUCUGGGGUAGAAGUGAAUGACACGUCAACACGAGUUUACGCUACAUGUUUUUCCAAUUCUUACGUACACAUAUUUGAUAUUGAUGGUAAUGUGAUCAAUAGACUACAGGGUUUAUAUUCCGGUAAAAUUUGGUGUAAUGAUGUCUCUCUUACAAAAGCUAGAAAGUUGCUCAUAUCAAAUUGUAUUCAGAGUAGACUAGAACAAUUUAAUACAGAACAGUGCUUGAAGGUGCUUGUAGGGCCAAGUAGAGUUAAUGCACCUGGUGGAGUUGCUGUAGAUGACGAUGACAAUAUCAUUUUAUCAAGUAUAAACAAGUUGGAUCUACUUCGUAGGGAUGGUACUUUCAUUAAAAGAAUUGAUAAACAAGAAGAUGGAAUCAAUUGCCCACAGGGAGUAGCAGUAAUCUCGUAUUAUCCAAGGAGAAUUGCUGUCACAAACCAGCAUGAUAAAUCAAUUAAAAUAUUUGAUUACUAGAAUUAAAAACAGUAAAUAAGCAUGUAAACAUAAACAAUGGAAGUUAUACAUAUUAAGUACUCUUGAAUAGGCCGGGGAAAAAGACCAUUACUCUACGGCUUGAAGAGGUGCGAUUCCACCGUUGUACAUACCUGGAAAUAAGCCUGUAAAUUGUAGACCACAGUAACAAUUAUUUUUCUCAAGAAUCAGCAGAGAUCACUGCAUUUGCUGGGCCAUGGGAUAACUUGAGCGAAAUUACACACUAUAUGAAAAAUACUAUGCCAUAAAAAUUGGAAUUGCUGGAAAUAACAGAAUGAGAUACAGUCCCAACUCUCUCUAAGACAAUUUUUAACCCUGACAAAAUGUUUCAAGUUUUAUAGACAAGGAAAGGGGCAUUCAUUCCCGAUUUGAAGAAAAGAAGGAGUAGACCCUCUUUAGAGACAGUCGAUCUAAUUUUCCUUAAUAUUAACCUCGGGUAUGUUGCUUUAUGUUCGCUUGACCUAUUCUGAGGUGUAUAUAAAGACAAACUCAUAGAGCUACAAGACAGCGUGUAAAAAAAAAAGAUGCGUAUAUGAAUAUCAUUAAUAGUGGUAAUAAUUAGUACAUUAUUUGACAUAAAUAUAUAAUUGUAUAGCAAUAAAAGAACAAAGAAGAAAUGUAGAAUUGACAAUUAAAAUUGUAUAAUAUAUAAUACAUUAGAUGCUAAGAAAUGUUGAUGCUAUCUGCUUUAAUUAAUUUAGGAUAGAUAUGUAUUUUUUGUAUAUGUUUAAUAUUGAAGAAAAUGGACGAAAGAGGAAAACAAUACUGUAUAUACGCCCACAUAAAAUAUAUGAUAUAUUUUAAAUAUGCUGUAACAGUUUAUUAUUUUGUUUAUAAAGUAUAUACAGUAUUUUCGCUUAUUUACAAACAUUUACGUAAGUUAAGUUGCAUACCUACUGAUGUGAGUACCAAAUGUAUUUUUGAAUGAUUUUUACAAAUAAUUGUGCAAAUUGAUUAGGGACUUAAUUGUUUAUUGGAUAUUUAAGUCACAGAAACAGCCAUGAAGAUAUGAAAUUACCUCAUUACUUAUUGACAGUUACAAUGCUUGUUUUUGUUAAGUACCAGUACUUCACUUUCUUUUUACGAUGUUUUGACUCUUUGACUUUUUUAUCUUUUAUUUGCAUUUAUUUUACUAUUUAUAUUUUAUUUAACUUCUUUUAAACGGCAUUAUCGUUUUACUUCUAAACUUAGUUGUAGGUUAGUUUAAGCGGGUGUUAUUGUUUCAUUGUAUAUUGUUAUUAUUCUUAAUUUAUCUUUAUUUAUGGCUUUAUGGUAUAUGAUUGACUUUGGCCCCUCUCUAUUUUUAACAAUCCCAUUCGGGCUUCAUGAGCGUUCCUCUUUUGUCAGUAUUAAUUCUUGUCUGUUAAUUUAAUGUAUCUGAAUUUGUUUUUGACGAAAUAAAGAAUUUUUGUAUUGUGGAGACAAAGAUGAGACAUGUGUAGUAAAGAAUACAUGUUGGUUUUCAAUGUCUCUCACAUU